GUUAGCAAAAAUGAGCUGUAUAAAAAAAAAUGAUGGCCCACAUGCCGCGAAAAAUGAAAGCUUCUGACGAGACCGCGAACCCACGAGCGGCGGACGAACGGACGUGACUGCUGAAGGCGACCCAGCGGCGAUCGUGAUCAGACUUGACGGCGGCGACCUCGAACGGACGUGCAACUACCGUUAGAUCACAAAGCUUUCGACGAACACCAGCGAAUCCCCCCAAGCUUCUGACGAACACCACGGUGACGAUUGUGGGCCACGAGAGGUUGUAAAGUCAACAGGACAAUAGGACCCAAUGGAUACUGAUGCUGUAUCGGAAGCAAGCACAUCAGUUAUUUGUGAUAACACUAGUGGUCUGGGGGCAGAUGAAAAUGACAGUAUUUCACGGGCUAGUGGAGAUUUAGCAAAUGGCAGUGAAGUAAUAACCAGGUUGGAAUUGGAUUUAGCACGUGCAUCAGAAAAGUUAGUUAACUUAAAUGUUCUCAUGAUGCGUAUUGCUACACGGGAGAGCGAGUUUGAAGCUUUUGUUUUAGAGAAUGAUCAUAUGUUUGAUGAUUCUGUUGAAAAAGCAUCGGAAAUUGAUCUCCUAGCUGGAUUUUUAGAUUCAGAGGUGGACGGGGUGGAUGGUUUCUUGGCUAGAAUUCAAAAUGAUAUUUUUCAUGCUCAUGAAUUGAUACCUUUCUGCAAAUUCUCAAAAGAAACUUGCAUGUAUCUGCAAGAAAAGUUGCAAGAUUCUAAAGAAUCCUUAAAACAAUCACAUGAACUGAUUUCUGAGAUUAGAAUGCAGUCGGCAAAGUUACAGAAGAACCUGCGUUGUUAUUAUAAUGGAAAUGGUGAUAGGGGCACAGACUUGCAAGAUACUAAUCAAUUGUUGGAGAGGAAUUCUGUAAUAGACAUGCGAACAGCUGAACAUCAGAUACACAUUCUGAGGAUGCUGGAGAAAUCUUUGGCAAGAGAGAUGGAUCUUGAAAAGAAGCUGACUGAAACAAGUCAAAUGGAUGAUGAACUGAAACUGAGGCUGCAUUCUUCACAACAAGAUGUUUAUUCUUUGGAGGAAGAAUUAGAAGAUGUUUGUGGGAGGUGUUUUGAGGCAGAAAAUGCAUCAGAGGUCCUCAUAGGAAUUUCAAAAGAAUUACUUGGUCGACUUCAACUUUUACAAUUCCAUGUAAAUGGUUCAAUGCAGAGAGAGGCUGAGUUGAAAUUAAAAUUUGAAGGCUCCAUGGAACAACUGAAAGCUAAAGAUUGUGAAUUGCUUAAUUUCAAGAACAACAAUGCUGAGCUGAAGACCACUUUACAUUUGCAAAUUGAUGGCUUGAAAUCCAAAUUGAGGGAAACUGAAGAAAAACUGAUUGUUACCAAGUUUGAGACUGUGACUUUGAAGGAGAAGGUGAGUUCUCUUGAGAAACAGCUUAAGGAAUCCGAGGAAAAAAAUGAAGCCCUUAGAAGACAGUUAAGGGAAUCAGACAUGCAACUUCAGCAGGCUGUGGCUUCUGCUGAAGCUAGUCAGGAGAAGCAAAACAUGCUAUAUGUUACAAUCAACGACAUGGAAAAUUUAAUCAGGGAUCUGAAGUUGAAGGUUGCGAAAGCAGACGGUAGAGCUGAUCGUGCAGAGGAGAACUGCAUCCUAUUAUCUGAAUCUUAUGCGGAACUUAAUGAGGAAUUGAGGCUUGUCCGUGGAAAACUUGGCUGUUUGGAGACAUCCUUACAACAGGCAGAGUAUAGAAAGAAGGCUUCAGCAAAUGACAUUGAUGUCCGCACUAAAGUUAUAACCAAUUUGGUUAUGCAAUUGGCUAUUGAGAGAGAUCGUCUUCAUAAGCAGCUUUCUUUAUUGGCAAUGGAAAACAAAAUAUUGGCAGCAAAGUUACAGCAAGCAAAUCAGGAUUCUGUCGUUAAUGAUCAAAGUAACACUGUUGAAACUAAAGAAAUUGCAUCCAAGCAAGAUUUUAGUACUGCUACGGCUACUAGCUGUCCAAGUGAAAUCGAGGUAGAUGAGACAAAGUUGUCUGCUGCCGGCUCUAAGGAUCUGAACUCGGGGAUGACGAUUGGCACUGCCCGACAUGACAGGGGACUCUAUUUCCUCACCGAAGAAGCCUCCUUUAGGAUAUGUGAUAGGGCUAGACCUGAACUCGGGGACAACGAUUGGCACUGCCCGACACGAUGGGGGGUUCUAUUUCCUCAUUAAAGAUGCUUCUUCUAGGAUAUGUGAUGGGACUAGUUUACUUUCUUCUUGUUUUUCUACCUCUGAAACUGAUUAUAUGUUGUGGCACUAUCGUCUUGGACAUCCUAGUUUUCAUUAUAUGAAAUAUUUGUUUCCUCAUCUGUUUCGCAAUAUUAAUCUGUCUAAUUUAAAUUGUGAUGUGUGUGUCCAAACUAAACAACCAUGUGUAGCUAAAGCCUCAGCCUUAUAAGCCUUCCAAACCAUUCACCCUCUUCCAUAGCGAUGUGUGCGGUUCGUCACCCGUUACUAUUGCCACAGGCAAACGGUAUUUUGUAACCUUCAUUGAUGACCACACUAGAUUCACUUGGGUCUUCUUUCUUAUCGACGAAUCUGAAGUCGCAUCUGUUUUCAAACAGUUCUACAGUUCUAUAGAAACCCAGCUUAAUGCAAAGAUCGCUAUCCUUCGUAGUGACAAUGGUCGGAAAUUUUUUAAUAACUCCCUCGGGGAAUUCCUAUUCUCUAAAGGCAUUGUCCAUCAAAGUUCGUGUGCGUAUACUCCUCAACAAAAUGAGGUAGCCAAGCAGAAAAAUCGUCAUUUGAUCGAAGUUGCUCGGUCUCUUAUGUUGUCAACUUCUCUUCCGUCCUUUUUAUGGGGAGAUGCGGUUCUAACAACUUCUCAUUUGAUAAACCGAAUGCUUUCCCGGGCCUUAAAAUUCCAAACCCCCUUAGACUGUUUCAGAGAGUCUUAUCCUGAUAACCGACUCAUUUCUGAUGUUUCGCUUCGGGUGUUUGGAUGCGUUGUGUUUGUUCAUACUCAUGGCCCUAAUCAAACCAAAUUUACCCCCAGGCCCAAAAGUGUCUUCGUGGGAUACCCACUACAUCAAUGUGGGUACAAAUGUUACCAUCCUUCUUCCCGAAAGUAUUUUGUCUCCAUGGAUGUGACCUUCGAAGAUCAUCCCUUCUUUUCCCUUAGUCCUCUUCAGGGGAGAGUACGAGUAAAGAGACUAGUUGGGGUCUGAGUAUGUCAGUCUUACCUGAAUCGAUUCCUAACAUAAGUGUCAAUGAACCCAUUCUGCCCAUCGAACAAGUCCCAUGGAUCACGUACUAUAGGAGGAAUCUCAGAAAGGAAAUAGCGCUGCCUGUUACUUCCUGGCUCUAGAACAGGUGUCAGUUUCAGGUACAAGUACUCCUAUACCUGAUAAUGGUAACGUUUAUGCUGGCAAUGAUGCUUGUGUUGAAAGUGACGUAAGUAAAGACAAGAAAGACAGUGACAGUACUAAGGACUGUACCGAGAGUGUAAUUGAUACAAGUGGUGGUAAUUGUGAAGAACUAGUCCCAACAGAGAAUGUUAUUGACAUUGGAGGAGAUCCCUUAGAAGAUAAGACACAGGAACAGAAAGCCGAAGUCAGUAGGGAGCCAGAAGAGAAGAAAGAUCAUGAUGCCUCUCUUGAUCUUCCUAUUGCCUUAAGGAAGGGUACAAGAUCAUGCACGAAGUAUCCUCUGCAGAGUUACUUGUCUUAUAGCAACUUGUCUCUCGUAUUUAAAGCCCUCACUACAAACCUAGACACACUUACAAUACCGAGCAGUAUAUAUGCAGCAAUGGAGAUUCCCGAAUGGAGAGCUGUAGUCAUGGAAGAGAUGGGGGCACUUGAGAAAAAUAACACGUGGGACCAGGUCAUUCUUCCUAAGGGACACAAAGCAGUUGGGUGCAAGUGAGUGUUUAUCGUUGAAUAUAAACCUGAUGGAACAAUUGACAGAUACAAGGCCUGGUUAGUUGCAAGGGGCUUCACUCAGACCUUCGGAAUAGAUUAUUCCGAGACUUUUUCCCCAGUAGCUUAUGAAGCACAGACACAGAUAUGGCUACACGAUACGGAUACGACGAU
This is a messenger RNA of Benincasa hispida (wax gourd), 4041 nucleotides long. RefSeq names its product WPP domain-interacting tail-anchored protein 1-like. The record is from RefSeq and is a predicted model, not a curated record. NCBI's taxonomy places the organism in Eukaryota, Viridiplantae, Streptophyta, Magnoliopsida, Cucurbitales, Cucurbitaceae.